AUGUUCUACAACGCCCUCAUCCGAACCCACCACAUCACCUCCCGCAAAAAGGUGUCUGCGCUGAAACGCGCAGCCGAUAUACACAAUUGCUUCGUGCUUCUGCGCUCCGGUGGUUGUCCAGGGAUAAUGUAUGUCGAGGCGAAAGACCAAUCCGCUGUUGAGUCUUGGGUGACUGUCGUUCGAAAACUUCGGUACAAGGAUUUUCAACUAGCCACGCGACCAGGACCCCUCCACGACGAGAAUGAGACAGACCUUCGUGAUCGGAAGCAGUCACCCCACCAGACAAGAAUGAGGGAUAUAAGGGCCGGUGUGUCGGAGGUAGAGACCGUCAAGGAAUUUGGGGGUUUGAUGGAACAACGGGGUGUCUGGAAAUGGUGGAGAAAGGGGAUGGGAUACGUCUCUUGA
Aspergillus luchuensis is the source of this 405-nucleotide messenger RNA. RefSeq lists its product as uncharacterized. The transcript has a single exon. Lineage: Eukaryota; Fungi; Ascomycota; Eurotiomycetes; Eurotiales; Aspergillaceae. The record is from RefSeq and is a predicted model, not a curated record. Bases 1 to 405 code for a protein of 134 amino acids.